Messenger RNA from Scaptodrosophila lebanonensis, 3476 nucleotides. RefSeq names its product dihydropyrimidine dehydrogenase [NADP(+)] (gene su(r)). Gene Ontology annotation, molecular function: dihydropyrimidine dehydrogenase (NADP+) activity; iron-sulfur cluster binding; NADP binding. Gene Ontology annotation, cellular component: cytoplasm; cytosol. Gene Ontology annotation, biological process: uracil catabolic process; thymine catabolic process; 'de novo' pyrimidine nucleobase biosynthetic process. The record is from RefSeq and is a predicted model, not a curated record. NCBI's taxonomy places the organism in Eukaryota, Metazoa, Arthropoda, Insecta, Diptera, Drosophilidae. The transcript is spliced from 7 exons. The coding region runs from base 283 to 3381 and encodes 1032 amino acids.
UUUUUUUGUGUAUUGUGCGGUUUUCCAGCAGACGGUUUUUUUUGCUACUUUUUGUCUUUAGUUUGGUGUUUGGUUUCGAGUGUGUGCAGCAUUCAAAGAAAUGCUUAGCUAAAUCAAUUUGUUGCUAUUGGAAAACAAGCUCAAGCAAAUAAACCAGAAUAUUGCAAUAGUUAUUGAACAAGUUUAACAAUAGACAUCUCUUUUGGCUUCGCGAAAAAAAAAAACCAUCAACAAGUCAAGCUUUGAGGUUUAAGGAGACCAGCCCUCUACACAGCCUUCACGAUGAGUCCACCGGCUUUGCUUAGCAAAGAUUCACCCGACAUUGAGGAUCUGCUGUCGCUGAAUCCACGCGUCAAGACCCAAUGUACCGUCUUACCUACGCAACAGACGAAGGUAAAUAAGAAGCACUGGAAGCGCAAUGCCGAUCAUAUGGCUACGCCCUGCACCACGCUCUCCAACAACUUUGCGGACAUCAAGCACACUACUUUGUCGGAGCGUGGAGCCCUCCUGGAGGCCCAACGUUGUCUGAAGUGCGUCGAUGCGCCCUGUCAGAAAUCGUGUCCCACACAACUGGACAUCAAGAGCUUUAUUACGAGCAUUUCCAAUAAAAAUUUCUACGGAGCGGCGAAGGCAAUUUUUUCGGACAACCCCUUGGGCCUUACCUGCGGCAUGGUCUGUCCCACUAGCGACCUGUGUGUGGGUGGCUGCAAUUUACAAGCCUCCGAGGAGGGCCCCAUAAAUAUUGGAGGUCUGCAGCAGUUUGCAACGGAGGUGUUUAAGCAGAUGGGAGUGCGCCAGUGUGUCUCACCGGAUGCGAAGCCAUUGGCGAAGCCGAAUAAGAAGAUCGCUUUGUUAGGCGGUGGACCGGCCUCGUUGUCUUGCGCCACCUUCCUGGCUCGAUUAGGUUACACUGAUAUUACCAUCUAUGAGAAACGUAGUUAUUUGGGAGGCCUGAGCUCUGCGGAAAUUCCGCAAUAUCGCCUGCCCAUCGAUGUGGUUAAUUUUGAGAUUGGACUAGUUAAAGAUCUUGGCGUGAAGAUUGAAACGGGACGAGCGCUUAGCACCAAAGACGUAACUGUGAAGGGUCUUCUAGGCUCCGGUCACGAUGCCGUCUUUAUAGGCAUUGGUCUGCCGGAACCUAAGUUGGACCCAAUCUUCGAUGGUCUAGAUGUGUCUGCAGGCUUCUAUACCUCCAAGAACUUUUUGCCACUGGUAUCUGAUGGAUCAAAGCCAGGGCUAUGUGCCUGCAAGUCCCAGCAGGCAUUGCCUAAACUCUAUGGCAACGUAAUCGUGCUGGGGGCCGGGGACACGGCCUUCGACUGCGCCACCUCUGCUCUACGCUGCGGUGCCCGACGUGUCUAUGUUGUCUUUCGCAAGGGCACGACGGGUGUACGUGCCGUGCCCGAGGAGGUGGAGCUUGCACGUGAAGAGCGUUGCGAGCUGAUGCCCUACUUGACGCCCCGUAAGGUUAUUGUUAACGAUGAAAAUAAGAUCACAGCAGUAGAGUUUUGCCGCACCGAACAGAACGAGAAGGACGAGUGGAUAGAGGAUGAAGAACAAACGACGCGUCUGAAGGCCAACUUUGUUAUCUCGGCCUUCGGGUCGGGGUUGUCCGACAAAGACGUACGUGAAGCUAUGGCCCCAUUGAACUUCCGAGGCGAACUGCCCAUUGUAGAUCGUGCGACUCUGCAGAGCAGUGAUCCGCGAGUUUUUUGCGGAGGUGAUUUGGCCGGUGUGGCCAACACCACAGUGGAGUCGGUGAAUGAUGGCAAGGUGGCUGCCUGGAGCAUUCACUGUCAAUUGCAAGAAUUACCGCUGGACACGCCUGCCGAACUACCUUUGUUCCAUACCGAAAUCGACAAUGUGGACAUAUCGGUGGAGAUGUGCGGCCUUAAGUUCGAAAACCCCUUCGGCCUGGCUUCAGCCCCACCCACAACGAGUGCGGCGAUGAUACGACGCGCUUUUGAGCAAGGCUGGGGAUUUGUGGUCACUAAGACAUUUGGCCUGGACAAGGACAUGGUUACCAAUGUGUCGCCGCGCAUCGUGCGCGGCACCACCUCCGGCUAUAGGCAUGGACCGCAACAGAAUUGCUUUUUGAACAUCGAAUUGAUUUCGGAAAAGUGUGCCGAAUACUGGUGCCGUUCCAUUGGCGAGCUAAAGCGCGAUUUUCCCGAAAAGAUCAUCAUUGCAAGCAUUAUGUGCAGCUAUAACGAGGCGGAUUGGACCGAGUUAGCCACCAAGGCGGAACAGUCUGGCGCCGAUGCCCUGGAGCUGAAUUUGUCUUGUCCCCACGGCAUGGGUGAGUCCGGCAUGGGUUUGGCCUGUGGUCAAGAUCCCCAACUUGUCGAGGAUAUUUCUCGAUGGGUGCGCAAGGCCGUCAAGGUGCCUUUCUUCAUCAAACUGACACCGAACAUUACGGAUAUUGUGUCCAUUGCCCAGGCGGCCAAACGUGGUGGUGCCGACGGUGGUUCAGCCAUUAAUACGGUCCAAGGACUGAUGAGCCUUAAAGCAGAUGGCACGCCAUGGCCAGCCGUGGGCAAAGAGCAGAAAACGACAUACGGCGGUGUGUCUGGCAAUGCGACACGACCAAUUGGUUUACGUGCUGUCUCCGAGAUAGCUCGCAAGGUUCCGGACUUUGCCAUACUCGGCAUUGGCGGCAUCGAUUCCGGUGAGGUGGCACUUCAAUUUCUGCAAGCCGGUGCCACAGUGGUACAGAUUUGCUCCUCGGUUCAAAACCAGGACUUCACCCUCAUCGAUGACUACUGCACCAGUCUAAAGGCACUGCUGUACUUGAAAGCCAAUCCGCCGCCAGUCAAUGGACAGUUCUGGGACGGUCAGUCGCCGCCAACGCCAGUGCAUCAGAAGGGCAAGCCGGUGGUGCACUUGACCGGGGAGGGUAAUAAAUCGCUUGGUUUCUUUGGUCCCUAUCAGCAGCAACGCGAUAUUAAGCUCGCCGAAAUACGCAGCAAGGAGGGUGCCUUCUGGGAUGCAGAGAAAAGUGCAACCGCCAACGUAGUGCCAGCCAAUGCCAUUAAUAAAGCGCCUAGAGUGGCCGAUGUUGUGGGUCGCGCUCUACCCUACAUUAGCAGCUAUAAGGAGCUGGACAACAAGCAGCAGAAGGUGGCGCUCAUCGAUGACGACAUGUGCAUCAAUUGCGGCAAAUGCUACAUGACCUGCGCUGACUCUGGCUACCAGGCCAUCGAGUUCGACAAGGACACCCAUUUGCCGCACAUUAACGACGACUGCACCGGUUGCACGCUCUGCGUAUCCGUCUGUCCCAUUAUUGACUGCAUUCGCAUGGUGCCCAAACAAAUUCCGCAUGUUAUUAAACGUGGUGGAAUCGAGGAUAAAACUUUCUACACACAUGCCCUCAGCCAGUAAUCAAUGAUGUUAUACGCAAGUUGAGUUUUUGGUGUAUUGUGAUUAGUAGAAGUUCUCAGAAAUAAAACGGCAUAAAAUUAAUUAACAAGCAGUAA